AUGCUGAGUAGAAGCCUGAACGUCCUAAACCCUUCUCCUCCUGCUAUAUCGUUGACACCUGCGGCAUCUCAAGGAAGAAGUAGAUCAGGCACCUUACCUUCGUACAAUUCACAGAAUCAUAAUGGUUAUAUAAACAACUCCCCUUUGGUUAGUGGAGCCAUUGACCUUCCGACGAUGGAUCAUAUUUCUCUUGGACUUUCCAAUAGCAACACCCACAAUGGUAAUAAUAAUAAUAAUAAUAAUAAUAAUAAUAAUAAUAAUAGUAAUAAUACAACCGCAGUCGAUAUCCCAAUCCCGGCCCAACAUACGUCUUCAUCUGGACGAAGAAUAAGAUCUGGCUCGCUUUUCCUGACGAGCUCCAUCUGGAAUGAUGACGCCAUUAAUGUCUCGCCCAAUGUAAUGGACAAUGGUAGUAUUCAUUCUGCAUCCAGUGGUUCAUUCUUGAGCCCAAGGUUGUCGGCACUGCAAUCGAUCAACAAUAAUAUUAAUAAUAACAACCUUAAUCACUCCAGUCAUAUAAAUAAUAACAACACUAAUAAUAAUACUAAUAAUACUAAUAACAAUAAUAAUAGCAUUUCAAGCCCUAUGGAUUACUUGAGUUUGAAUAACAAUUCAUCGGCUGCUAACGCACCAAGAAAUAGAUCUUACACCACUACUGGUGCAAUCCUGAACAUUUUGAACCAGAAUUCUUAUAAUGGUGAUGUGAUUGGAAGUGGUAGUCGCUUAUUGUCCACGUCUUUUGGUCUGUCUAAUGACAUGAACGCAUAUUUGGAUAGCUUAAUGGGAAGUAAUAAUGGUGGAGUCUCUGCUUCUGGGGUGCAUGAUAAUGGUGGACUCAACUCGGUGACACCUGGAGGACUUUCAACAAAUGGCGGAGUGGGAACUCCAUCAAGCUUGGCUGCAAUUUCGUCGUACAUGAAUUCAAGAAAUAGAGCACAGACCUAUUCUGGUACCACUCCAACAUUAUCUGAGGCUACAUUAUUUGAACCUCAACAACAACACCAACAAACCCAAUUUAACGACUAUCUCAAAGAAGGAGACUCCUCAAGUAACUAUCCGCAAUAUACAAGCCUAAAUGCUACUUACUCGCAAAAUUCGACCGAAUCUCCAGUUCUUCAAGAUGACUUUGAUAUCACGAAACUAAACAUUAUCACCAACUUUGAAAACCCAAAUUUGGGCCCAACUAGAUUUAUAUUGUUUGACAAUCUUCCACACUUUGUAGAUGCUUUGAAAAUGUGGUCUAUACUUUCCAAUUCAUUGGGUACUCAUAGAUCUGUUGGUAGUAUCAGAAGCGUUAGGAUGUCGACAUUGAAUACCUCCAAAAUUGCUUUAAUUGAAUGUGCAAGCAUUGAAAUUGCCAUGGGCCUCAAAGCUAGCUUCAAUCACUUAGAGUUGGUACCUGGAGUUGUUAUUUAUAUUGCAUUUGUAAAAUUUGAGGAACAGCAACAGCAACAGCAACAACCUCAACAGCAACCUCAACAGCAGCAAGGUCAGCCACUGCUGCAACAAUCUAAAGUCAGCUCAUCCGAGGGCAGCAGCAAUUCUGUUAAUGGUAAUGGCAAUGGCAAUGCUAACGGUAGCCAGACGCUUUCUACUAAGCGCUCGGAGACAUUCCAACCUCCUCCCACUAAUUUAUAUGCAAUCCAAGAAUCACUCUUGGAUUCUAUUCAUAAAUUAAACGUUAACGACAAGUCGGAUAUUGAUGUGAAAAAGAUUCAGUCAAUUGUUUCAAAAUCAAUUAAUUAUCCUAACGAAAACUAUCAGGAUAACUUUGGACCAUUGCCCGAUCCAAUCCCAUUGAGACAAUUUGACUCACCAAAGUUGAGAGAUUUAAGGAAGUUAUUGGAGUUGACCGAAGGUGGGUCGCCUGGACCCCAAGCUCAAGAAGGAGUAGAUGAAUCAGACCAACAGGAACCAUUAUCUCCUCUCAGUCAGUUGGAAUUGGAGGAACUUUGUCUUGCUAUGUUGGAUGAACUUCCCGAGCUUUGCUAUGACUACCUUGGUAACACUAUAGUUCAAAAAAUUUUUACUUUAGUUGAAUCUCCACUAAUCAAAUUGAUGAUGGUGAAGGAAAUUACUCCGUACUUAACUCAAUUGGGUAUUCAUAAAAAUGGUACAUGGGCUAUUCAGAAGAUUAUUAACUUAUGCUCUAGAAGUGAUUAUCAGCAACAAUACCUCAUUGGAGCUAGUUUAAAACCAUAUGCUGUCAAGCUAUUCAAUGAUCAAUUUGGUAACUACGUCUUGCAAGGAUGCUUGAAAUUUGGAUCUCCAUUCAAUGAUUUUAUCUUUGAAGCAAUGUUGGACAAUUUCUUGGAAAUCAGUUUUGGAAGAUUUGGUGCUAGAAGUAUUAGAACCAUCCUUGAAACUAGUGCCUCUAAGGUUGAUGAUGGAAGAGAAAUCGUUACCAAGGAGCAAAUCUUAUUGGUUGCUGGUUUGAUUAUUCAGUUCAGUAACGAAUUAGCGGUAAACAACAACGGUUCUUUGUUGAUUACUUGGUUCCUUGACACAUACAGAUGUAAUAGCAGUACUGGUACUGACGACAGAUAUAAGAUCCUAACCGCAAAGUUCUUGCCUCAUUUGGACACCCUUUGUUGUCAUAAAUUGGCUAAUUUGAAUAUUUUGAAGAUUUUGAACAACAGAACAGAUUAUCAACUGAAGCAGUUGAUAAUGGACGAAAUAUUUGGUAAGUUUAAUGAAUCUGAUGAAGAAUUAACUCCUGUUCCUUCUAAGUUGUUGGAGACGAUAUUAUCAGAAAACUUAGACAAUAGCGCAGGGCCUGUAUUCAUCUAUAAAAUUUUAUCGAAUUCAACCUUCUUGAACAACGGGGAUGAAGUCACUGGUGAUGUUAAGAAUAUCAAAUACCAGAACUUUAUCUUGCUGCAGAUCAGAAGGAUAUUGUUAGAAUUGAAUAUCAGCAAUAUGCAACCAUACAAGAAAUUGAUGGAUGAGGUUGGAUUAAGUAGUACCAAAUUGAAUAGAAGUAAUUCAUUAAAUGGUGGCAGACGGAAUAAGAGAGGUGGAAGAAACAGAGGUGGGCAAGGUCAACAAAAUCAGCAAAACCAUGGUCAACACCAGAAUCAGAACCAUAACCAUAAUCAUCAUCAACAACAGCAUCAGCAACAGCAGCAGCAUCAACAACCUCUUCUUACUAAUACUCAUUACCAAGGUGGGGCUAAUCAAUCCCAAAUUAACCCAUACGCUCAAAUGUUCAAUCCCCAAUACAAUCAACAAUACCUGAUGAUGAUGGCUCAACAACAAAUGCUUCAGGGCCAACCGCCCCUUGGCCAGCAGCAGCUGGUUCCUGAACCGCUGUUUCAACUGCCGGCUUACUACCAGCAACAUCAACAGCAGCAGUCACAGCAAGACCAGGCAGUAAUGCAACAGUUAGAGCAAUUGUCGUUGAGUUCUGCAGCAUUGGGCUAUAAUUCAAACCCAGACACACCAACAAUUGCUUCUAGUCAAAGACCGCUGUUCUUGUAG
Dujonia railenensis is the source of this 3480-nucleotide messenger RNA. Lineage: Eukaryota; Fungi; Ascomycota; Pichiomycetes; Serinales; Debaryomycetaceae. The record is from the annotation of a GenBank genome assembly.